Messenger RNA from Kockovaella imperatae, 432 nucleotides. RefSeq lists its product as hypothetical. The coding region runs from base 1 to 432 and encodes 143 amino acids. The record is from RefSeq and is a predicted model, not a curated record. The transcript has a single exon. Lineage: Eukaryota; Fungi; Basidiomycota; Tremellomycetes; Tremellales; Cuniculitremaceae.
AUGCCAUCCAACUCUAAAUACUCGCAGGACCUUAGCGUAGCCACCGUCCGUUGCGAUCUUGAGACCAAGAGAGAGGUCGACUACGGUGACCCUGUCUAUCGGGAGAAUCUCCGAUUAGCUCUACUUGAAAGGCUCCAAAAGAUGGACGACUACGACACGGUUUCAGAGAAGACCAUUGGCAAGACAGAUUGGCAAAGAUUGACCAGAUAUUGGGAUCUGAGUGUGCCCAAGUCAAUGACGGACCAAAUGACCAGCGCGGAGAAGUCGUCAGUGUAUUCUGCCGCUGAUGCUCUCUCACCAGACGAGGGCUCUAGCAAGGGGUCUUAUACCGUUUCAGAUGCCACCAGAAACCAUCCGGAUUACAACCGGCUGUCAGAAGAGCAGAAGCGAACCCUUGCCGAAGUCGUUGGUUCGGUGCGCGGAUGGCGAUAA